This is a messenger RNA of Colletotrichum spaethianum, 435 nucleotides long. RefSeq lists its product as uncharacterized. The transcript has 2 exons. NCBI's taxonomy places the organism in Eukaryota, Fungi, Ascomycota, Sordariomycetes, Glomerellales, Glomerellaceae. The record is from RefSeq and is a predicted model, not a curated record. The coding region runs from base 1 to 435 and encodes 144 amino acids.
AUGGUGCACAUUGACAAGGUCUACAACCUCGCCACCAGCAACCCCCGACACCUGCAACAGCUUGUCAUGGUCUUUUCAAAGGCAGCGGUGAAGCCCUGGAUGCAUUGCUGGAUCGCCAAGUCGACCAAUCCGACAACGAUUGCUCGCUCCGUUGCCUAUGAUGACCUUUGUGGCACCGAUCCAGAGGACUGGCGUCUCGUUGUCAAGCACUACAUCGACCUGGUUGAUCACAACGAUAACUUCGCAGUCGACGUUGCGAAGCAAGUGCGCAAGACGAUGGAGGAGAGCAAGCGUCUCAACUCAAUUGCUUCAGUUGCCCAAGAUGGCGCGAACAAGACGAUUCACAAGUUGCCGGAGUGUGUCGACUUUGUCACCUACCGGGACCCCCUUAUUCCUGACGAGGGCAAAGCAAUGACCCAGCUGUUUACAAUCUAA